Molecule: messenger RNA, 1781 nt
Organism: Formica exsecta
Lineage: Eukaryota; Metazoa; Arthropoda; Insecta; Hymenoptera; Formicidae
Gene: mus81
Product: crossover junction endonuclease MUS81
Exons: 4
Biological process (GO): resolution of meiotic recombination intermediates; mitotic intra-S DNA damage checkpoint signaling; double-strand break repair via break-induced replication
Cellular component (GO): nucleus; Holliday junction resolvase complex
Molecular function (GO): crossover junction DNA endonuclease activity; 3'-flap endonuclease activity; DNA binding
Source: RefSeq, a predicted model, not a curated record
AGAAAAAUGUAACUUUAUUCCAAAAAAAAUACAAAAAAUAAAAGAGAAGAAUUCGCAGCAUAAUGAUGUAUGUACGACACAUGUGCACAUAAAUAAUAUAUCUCACGUUUUAAGAACGUGCGAUAAACAUAAUCGACAUGUUGAGCCGAACAUUGAUUGCGUUCUCGAGGUUUAAAAUUCGAUGUCAUUAUUGGUAAACAAACAUGAGAUUCGUGAUUCGUUCAAUUUGCAUAUUGGGGUAUGAAGAGGAUCAAGAUCGUGCCGGACAGGCCGAAUCGCCUGUUCGAGAUCUGGUUGGAGGAAUGGAGGAACGAUGCGAGGCUCCGAAACUCCGAGCUGUGCAAUCAGUUCACGAAAGCUUUGGAUUCGCUGAAGCGAUACCCGCUUCCAUUGGAAUCCGGUAAAGAAUGUAUAAUUUUGCAACAUUUCGGCACAAAAUUAUGCUCGAUGUUGGACAAGAAAUUGGAAGAGCAAAAAAGACACGAAUCCGCUAAAGCAGCUGGCGUUCGCUUUUCCAAAGCUAUUGAUAAUGCGGACUGUAUUACUGCGUCCAGGAAGCAACCUGUAGAUAAGGUUGUUGAAAUACAGGAGAAAACAGCAAGAGUGGUCAGACAAGCUAAGAACACAAAACAGAAUGCAUCGAAAAAAUUAGUAAAUGUAAAUGAAAUUGCAUCAAAGGAAAGUGAUAGGCAAAUUUAUUUAGAACCUAAUACUUUCGAUAUUAUAUUAUUGGUGGACACCCAAGAAACUUGCGGUGGAAAAACAAAGCCUCAACAUGAUGCUACGCUUAUGGAAUUGACACAGCUUGGUGUAUUGUUUGAAGUACGUCAUUUGAAGGUUGGCGAUUUUACAUGGAUUGCCAGAUGUAGAGAAACAAAGGAUGAAUUGGUUAUACCUUAUAUAAUAGAGAGAAAACGAAUGGAUGAUUUAAGUGCUAGCAUUACAGAUGGGAGGUUUCAUGAACAAAAGUUUCGAUUGAAGCAAUCUGGUAUUGAGAAUCUCAUGUAUAUAGUGGAGAGUAUCGACAAGAGUUCCCGAUUUUCUAUACCGCUCCCGUCAUUGUUACAGGCUUCUGUAAAUUGUCUAAUACAAGAUGAUUUUACUGUAAAAUAUACAAGAAAUCAUAAAGAUUCUAUGUCAUAUUUAUCAUAUAUGACAAAGACUCUAAUUAAAAUCUACAAGGUGUGUAAGUGACAUUGUGCAUAUAAUUGUAUUAUAAGAUAUAUAUAUAUAUAUUGUACAGUUGGAUGUAAGAAAGAGCAUCUUCUUCAGACUAAUGAUUUGGAUAGCACAAUACGUCUUAUAGAAUUCAAAGAAUUCAAUAAAGCGUCUUCUAAACAGAGAAAAUUUAAAGUAAACGAGAUGUUUAUUCGCCAAUUAUUACAACUAAAAGGCAUGUCCAUAGAUAAAGCGACAGCAAUUGUAGAACGUUAUCCCUCGCCACAGAUUCUGAUCACAGCUUUGGAAAAUUCUGCUAAAGAUGAGCAAUUAUUAGCAAACAUUCAAGUCGGUGACAAAAAACGGCAGCUCGGACCUACCAUUAGUAAGGCUGUUUAUCAGCUUUACACUAUGAACGAGCUGAGUUGACUAAUAAAAAGAUGCAUAUCUGGGAUAUUCGUUUAUACCCAUCCCAUGUAAAUAAUAUUCAACAAUUUUCGCACAUUUUCAUCGCUAUUAUACAUCAAAAGAUAUUCUUUCUAGGUAUUCAGUAAUAACGAUCUUUCAUAUAGUAAAAAAUUAUUGUAAUAAAACAAUUGGAGUGUACAUAUAAAAAAGUACUU